Laetiporus sulphureus 93-53 is the source of this 2139-nucleotide messenger RNA. RefSeq lists its product as uncharacterized. The record is from RefSeq and is a predicted model, not a curated record. Lineage: Eukaryota; Fungi; Basidiomycota; Agaricomycetes; Polyporales; Laetiporaceae. The transcript is spliced from 4 exons. The coding region runs from base 31 to 1959 and encodes 642 amino acids.
UCCUCGCCGAAUGCUCUGCUCAGCGCACAGAUGUCCAACUUUGCAAACACGACGCCCUUCGCCUCCAACCCACUGGAGACGAAGGAUGACCUCGCGAGGUACCUCGUCGGCAUCCUCGAUCCUCUCGCAGCCCAUACAUCCCCGGGAUGCGCACGUAUCCACCUUGGAUACACUGGCACACACUACGACGAGGCUGCUGCACAGCUCGAAGGUUUCUCGCGUCCCAUCUGGGGUCUUGCCUCCCUCCUCGCCGGGGGAGGGACGUACGAUGGUACACAGCGGUGGCUGAAGGGCUUCGCCAGUGGGGCCAAUUCCGAUCAUGAGGAGUUUUGGGGUAACAUGAACGAUAAAGACCAGCGGAUGGUGGAGUGCUCUGCUAUCGGAUUCUCUCUUGCUGUGGCAAAGCAGCAAUUAUGGGACCCAUUGCCUCCCGAGGGCAAGGCCAAUCUGGAGACUUGGUUAGGCGGUAUGAACGACAAGGAAAUGCCGAACACGAAUUGGCUCUGGUUCAGGGUGUUCACCAAUCUCGGACUGUCCAAAGUCGGUUCGUCAAAGUUCGAUGCCAAACGCAUGAAGGCAGAUCUCGACCACCUUGACACAUUCUAUAUCGGGGAUGGCUGGUCGCGAGAUGGGCCAGAGGGUGUUGUGCAACUGGACUAUUAUUCGUCUUCCUUUGCCAUCCAGUACGCGCAACUUGUCUACUCAAAGUUGGGGCAACAGGAGGACCCCAUUCGUUGUGAAGAGUUCAGAAACCGUGCACGGAAGUUUGCGUUGGACUUCGUUCACUACUUCGAUCCGGAAGGUCGCGCCAUUCCAUUCGGCAGAAGUCUGACUUACCGCUUCGCCAUGUCCUCGUUCUGGGGCGCCUUAGCCUUUGCUGAUGUUGAUCUGCCUGCUCCUCUGACGUGGGGAGUGGUGAAGGGCCUCCAGUUGCGAAACAUCCGGUUCUGGGCGAGGCAGCCCGGAGCAUACUACAUGGACGGAACCUUCACUAUUGGAUACUGCUAUCCAAACCUCAACAUGACCGAGAACUAUAAUUCCCCGGGGAGCCCAUAUUGGUGCUGCAAGUCGUUCAUCGCCCUCUCUCUACCGCUCUUCCAUCCAUUCUGGGCAUCAGCAGAAGAGCCCUACCCGGCGGUUCUCCUCAACAUAGCUAAGCCACUUUGUAAACCGUUCCACAUUGCCUGCAAUCUCGGCGGCCACACCUUCAUCCUCUCAUCUGGGCAGCAAUGUUCGUACCCCGUCAAGCAGAGUGCGGCCAAGUACGGCAAAUUUGCAUACUCAUCCGCGUUCGGAUACAGCGUGCCGUCGGGGAGCCUCACCCUUGAGGAGCACGCGGGGGAUAGUGCCCUUUCGCUAAGCGAGGAUGGCGGCGAGGUGUGGAAGCUGCGGCGGGUUACGCGCGAGGCGCACUUCGAGCGUGGCGCCGACAGCCGCAGCUGGUUGCGCUCGCUGUGGUAUCCCUGGAAGGACGUCACAGUGGAGACAUGGCUCGUUCCACCGUCGCCGGGUGCGCCGUUGUGGCAUCUGCGCGUGCACCGUAUCCGCUCUGCCCGCGCGCUACUCUCCGCCGAGGGCGCGUGGGCAAUAUACGGCCAGCGCAGGGACGACCGCGCGUUGGAGCUUGUGUCAAAUGGAUCAUUCGGGACGCUCGAGAGUGAUGCAGAAGCUAGGGCGGUGUCGAAGGCGGGCGCGACGGGGAUUGCGGAAUUGGGCAAAAAGGUUGGAAGGACGGGGAAGGUGAUGCGCACGGACGCGAACACGAACCUGAUGGUUCCGCGUGCCGUAAUGCCAACGCUAAUGGGUGAGCAUGAGGCGAGCGAGAAGGAUUAUUGGCUGGUGACGGGUGUAUUUGGUGUACCAAGUCCGGCCGGUCAGGAGGGCCCGCCUGCGGGAUGGGAGGCGGAGUGGACCAAGCGACCAAGUAUUCCGCAAGAGAUUGCUGCUCUCAUGCCGUGAAUAAUUGAUCAGGGAACUCACAAAAUGUAGUCGUCAUUGUGCGCGUGCGCAUGCGCAUAACAGCUUCUAUCAUUCCGAUCAGGGCGAAACGGCUGCAGUCACUACACACUGCGCGAACUUGCAUAGUUGUCUGAUCUGCUGUCGACGACCGAGUUCAGGAUUCUGCGUUCUGAUUAAAAC